Molecule: messenger RNA, 1527 nt
Organism: Saitoella complicata NRRL Y-17804
Lineage: Eukaryota; Fungi; Ascomycota; Saitoellomycetes; Saitoellales; Saitoellaceae
Product: L-kynurenine/alpha-aminoadipate aminotransferase
Exons: 2
Coding region: 1-1527 (508 amino acids)
Biological process (GO): aromatic amino acid catabolic process; L-tyrosine biosynthetic process
Molecular function (GO): pyridoxal phosphate binding; L-2-aminoadipate:2-oxoglutarate transaminase activity; aromatic-amino-acid:2-oxoglutarate transaminase activity
Source: RefSeq, a predicted model, not a curated record
AUGUCCAACGUCAAGACCUUCCACGACUCCGUUCUGACCGCUGCGUCUGGCGGUACCGCCACUCCCAAGCUCCUCCCGAACGGAGACCAGAAACCUUUGGAGAAACCCAAGGCAAAGGACUGGACUUCCCACUUGUCUACCGAGUCCAAGACCCGCAAGGCCUCUCCCUUGAAGAGUUCUUUCAAGUACUUGUCUAACCCCGGUCUCAUCUCCCUCGGUGGAGGUUUGCCCACACCCGCCUACUUCCCCUUCGAAUCCAUCUCCGCCAAGGUCGCUACCGUCGGCAAAUUCUCCGAAGAGGAGACCCUGACCUCCGGUACUACCAUGUCUGUUCCCAAGUACGACAAGAGCGCUGGCGCCUACGACCUUGCCCGUGCGCUGCAAUAUGGAUCUGGCUCUGGUAGCCCCGAGCUCCUUGAAUUCUUGACUCAGCAUACCGAGAUGAUCCACCACCCCCCCUACGCCGAUUGGAAGUGUGUCAUGACUGCCGGAAACACCUCCGCUUUGGCCACUUGUUACCGCAUGUUGAUGAACCGCGGCGACUUCUUGUUGAUGGAGGAGUAUACUUUCCCUUCUGCUGUCGAGACUGCCAGCCCCAUGGGUAUCAAGCCACUUGGCGUCAAGAUUGAUGGUGAGGGUGUCAUUGCUGAGGCUUUGGACGAGCUCCUCUCCAACUGGGACGAGGCCGCCCGCGGUGGUCGCAAGCCCCACGUCAUGUACCUCAUCCCCACCGGUCAGAACCCCACCGGAUCCACUGGCUCUGCUGAGCGCCGCAAGGCUGUCUACGCCGUCUGCCAGAAGCACGACGUCAUCAUUCUCGAAGAUGAGCCCUACUACUUCCUCCAGAUGCAGCCAUACGUUCGUGAUGCCCCCCCUGCACCACUGCCUGGCUCCCACGAGGAGUUCAUCGCUGACCUCAUCCCCUCUUACCUUUCCCUCGACACUGACGGCCGUGUCAUCCGUCUUGACUCCUUCUCCAAGGUCAUUGCACCCGGAUCCCGUUGCGGAUGGCUCACCGGUCCUGCUCAGCUCAUGGAGCGUGCCCUCCGUCAUAACGAGGUCUCUAUCCAGUCCGCCUCUGGUUUCUCUCAGGCCAUUCUGUACCAGCUCCUUUCUCAGACCUGGGGCCACUCUGGUUACCUCGACUGGUUGAUCAACCUCCGCGCCGAGUACACCGCUCGUCGUGACAUCUGUCUCAAGGCCAUGGAGGAGUACCUCCCAGAAGGUAUCUGCUCCUGGGUCAACCCCGCCGCCGGUAUGUUCAUCUGGAUCGAGGUUGACCCCUCCAAGCACCCUCAGAUUUCAGAGGGUUUGCCCGUCAUCGAGGACCGUGUCUUCCAGAAGGCUAUCGACAAGAACGUCCUUGUCGUCCCUGGAUCAUGGUUCAUUGUUGAUGAGGAUGCCAAGUACAGCAAGGGCAAGUUGUUCUACCGUAUCACUUUUGCUUGUGUUGCGUCUGAGUUGGUUGUGGAGGCUUUGAAGAGGUUCGGAGCUGCUAUCAAGGAGGAGUAUGGUAUUGCUGCUUAA